Scylla paramamosain (green mud crab) is the source of this 1169-nucleotide messenger RNA. RefSeq lists its product as uncharacterized. The coding region runs from base 271 to 1059 and encodes 262 amino acids. Lineage: Eukaryota; Metazoa; Arthropoda; Malacostraca; Decapoda; Portunidae. The record is from RefSeq and is a predicted model, not a curated record. The transcript has 5 exons.
CACUUAACCUAACCUAUAUCAUCAUUUCAGACACGCCAAGUACUCGUGUUUACCUUCCUCACCCUCACCAGCCUCACCGCCACCACCACAGCCUUCGAUCCUUACCAGCCGGGGCCCCACAACACCACUCACAUCUACAUCAGCGCCUCAGACAACCCUGGCCUGGAGGAGGAGAUCGAUUUGUGGGUUCCUACUGACAUUGGCUUGUACCCCGUUUUCUUUUUCCUGAGUGGCUUAGGUGGCAUUAUUCCACCCAUUGCUUAUAAUGAGAUGUUCCACCACAUGGCGUCACACGGGGUGGCUGUGGUGGGCCCUUGGAGUUUCUCCCUCCCUGUAAACCCCGUGGACAAGGUGCCGUACCUCGAGGGUGUGAUAAAUUGGGCUAAGGUUAAUCUUCAUAAACAACUACACAUCAACGGGGUGUCAGUAGGCGUGGUGUUGAAUCUGGCAAACUAUAUCUUAGGCGGGCAUUCAUCAGGGGCACACGUACAAGUGGAAUACCUGAAGAAGUCCUGCGGCGACGUGUCAGGACAGGUGUGGCUGAGUCCCGUGGAUGGGAUGGACCCGGCUGGUCUUCUCCCGAUCUUCUGCAUUGAACCUGGCAAAUAUCUUAACUACGGCUUGCCAACCCUUCACCUCGCUGCUGGCUACGACACGGUGCCUGGAGCAUCAGGGUUUGCAUGCGCGCCAGGUGAACUCAGUAAUUUAAGGUUCUACGAUGCGCUACACCCAGAAAUAGCAUCUAAAUGGUUCAUUAACGCGACUCGGUUUGCCCACGCUGACCUGCUGGACCAGAUGUUCAUUGAGACUGUGGAGGCUACCCAGUUCUGCGGCUACAAUUCUGAACUGACUGACGAGGAGCAUGGAGUGUACAGACGCUAUGCUGCUGGACAGAUUGUAUCGUUUGUGAAAGCCCUGUACACAAUAGACGAGGAAAAAUGCAGUUCUUACAUGGCCUAUCUAGAAGACCCUACCUUAAUGACUGUACAGGUGGAGGCGCAGCACAGCAACCUGAAGGGCACCUGUCCCAAGGCGUCCUGCUCCUGGUUCCAUCCUUGAUAAUAAUUCACCAAAAACGCUUCUGUGAUUUUGGAGUGCAAGGACUGGUGCAGGAAGCCAUCAGCUAUACAUGUGGCAGGCUCUGUCUAAAAAAAAUAUUUCUAUCUGUU